This is a messenger RNA of Anopheles nili, 2880 nucleotides long. It is a transcript of the gene Ccdc39, whose product is annotated as coiled-coil domain-containing protein 39. Gene Ontology annotation, cellular component: axoneme. The record is from RefSeq and is a predicted model, not a curated record. NCBI's taxonomy places the organism in Eukaryota, Metazoa, Arthropoda, Insecta, Diptera, Culicidae. The transcript has 3 exons. Bases 1 to 2880 code for a protein of 959 amino acids. Gene Ontology annotation, biological process: cilium-dependent cell motility; inner dynein arm assembly; cilium movement.
AUGGCACAGCCUUACAUUAUUCGUGUAAUGGAAGAGAUGGGACUCGGCGAUGGUGGAUUCAUUCCGAUUGCCAGUGAGGAAAAUAAAAACAUACUUGAAUUCAUCAAUGGAUUGACGGGGAGCAAGACGGACUUGACGUCCCAAAUGCAGAUUAGCGACCAGCGAUUGGGCAAUUUGAAAGUUCAUCUCAAAAAUGCACAGCUCGAGUUCGAACAGAACUCUAAGCUAAUUGGUGUGGAUAAAAAUCAAAUUUCAACCGAACAUGGCUUGCUGAAAGUGGCUCAAAACGAUCGGACAUUCUUUCGUCAGCAGGUUUCGGAUUCAAAGAAAGAUCUCUCAGAGUUGGAGAAGCACGAUGAACGAGCUCAAGGUGACAUGAAAAAGCUGACGGGCAAUGUCGAGAAAUACACCGAACGCAUCAAAUGGGCCAAGAGUGCUCUGGUGGAGUGGAAACAGGUGAUGGGUAAUGGGGCUGAGACGAACAAGCUUAUUCUAAAGUACUGCAAACUGGAUGCAAGCCGUGCGGAAGCUCUGGAAGCAAAGCGGAAACAGCUAGAAAAUAAGAUUGCUCACCGUCGGGCAACGCUUGUAACGCUCUAUGAGGAGUACAAAUCACUAGAGCAGGUUCUGGAACGAACCUCACAACUUUUCCGGCAAGCGCAUCACGAGCGUCGCCAGCUAGUCCAAACAUGGAAGGAAGCUGUGAAGCACAUGAAUCAACGGGAAGGUAGUAUUAAAUCUGUUGAGGCAGAAAUUGACAGUGCCCGCGACAUCACAGACAUGUUGCUCGGAGACUUGCAGGCGCAGGUCGAAUUCUUAGAGCAACAGCAAAGGAACAACCACGAAAUUGAGGUCCGGAUUACCGAUCUUAAUGUGGAGGUGUCGAAACUACGCCACCGUCUAACGACCCUCAGUGAUAGCGUUCAACUGAAGACAAAUGAGUAUCAAAUCACACGGAAAUCUGUGCAAAAUUUGUCGAAUAAAUUGUCAUCGAUGCGGAACCGCAACCGCCAUGCGUUGAUUGACGAAGGGGAGAAAGAAAAACAGAUUCAUUCCAAUCUCAGUGAGUUGGAGCUGCUACGCGACAAACUCGACAACUUUCGCAGCAAGAGCCUUUGCGCGCAAGAACGUUUGAGGCAGCUAAAUGAGAUCGUGGAAUCGGAAGAAAAACAGAUACGCGCGAUGGAAACGGAAACGGAACGUCUCUCAACGGCGCUUUUCCGAGCGCGCCAGCAAUUAUUCGCGAUGAACGAGGAGGAAAAGCUGCUCAAGAUAGAGGUGCACUCGACGGAGGCCGGAAUAGGUAAAAUACGUGCCGCCCUGAAAAACUCAGAAAAAGAAAUCGUGCGGCAGAUUGAGAUAUCGUACAACGUUGACUAUAGUAUGGAAAAGGUACAGGCCAGAAUUGCGAAUAUGAAAGGAGCCGGUAACAAGCAGGAAGGUGCAAACCUUGCCCAUGCAAAACUCGUCCACGCUCAAGAUAUUCUCGAAGCGCGAACUGAAAAUUUGACUGUGCUCCUAGGGCAGAUUGUAAAAAUACAGCAGGAUUUCCGACAGUCUAGUCUGACAUUCCAGCAGGAUGCGGCCGAGAUCGAGCGGAUGACGGGCAAGUGGAAGGAAAAGACACUGAUUGUCGAAGGAGGUGAGAAGAAGGUGCGUCAGUGUACGGCCGACAAUCAAGAGCGUUUGGUAGAGAAGAGCUUACUGAAAAUGCGAAUUAAGCAGAUGGAGCGCUUGCUCGAGAGCCAAAACGACAAAAUGUACACCCUCGAACGGCACCGCAUGGAACUAGAAGCAGCAAUCAAUAAAAGAAUGGUGGACAUUUCGGCACAAAAAGAUAUGCUCGUUUUAAAGCGAAAAUAUCUUGCCGAAGAGAGAGCUCAACUGAAAGGGGACAUUACGGAGCGAUCCUUGAAGAUAGAGCAGUUAAAAAAUAGGUACGAACUGUCGCUCGACUUGCUCGGCAAGAAUGAAGACGGUUCGAUCGUGACGGCGACGCAGAUAAAGAUUCAAACAGCCCAGGAAAAAUAUAUGCUACUGCGAGAGGGUAGCGAACUAAACGUUAAGAUUCUCAAAGCAGAGGAAGAUUUGAAAGCUCUCGAGAACACGCUUAAGGUGAUGAACUACGCCAACGAAAAGUACAAGCGCGGGUUCCAGAAGGUGGAAGACGAAAAUCCGGAUAUGGUAGCGAUGGAACAUAUCCAGGCGGAUUACUGCAAGGCUGUUUCUGCUCUUAAGAACGUUCGUUCAGACCUGGCCAUCAACACCGAAAGUCUGCAUGACUUAAACGAAUGCCGCGAACAAAAUGACAAGACUUUGGAGCAAACGCAAAAGGUUAAGCUUGACAGCAACGACGUGUUGCUACGGAUUCAGAAGGACCUGCUGGAACAGAGAACAAAAAUACAGCGCGCCGAGAGGGAGCUUAAGCUUGCAGUUAAAGCGGCAAAAGCGAAGGCGAACGAUGACGAUCUUAUUUUGAUUUUCCAAAAAGAUCUCAACCUCAAGGAGGUGGAAGAGCGUAAUGGGAACGCUCUACAACAUUUGGCCGACCUGGUUCAACAAAAUUCAGAACUUGCUGCGUCCGUCAGUAAAUAUUGCUACGAUCGUGGGCUCCGGUUGCCUUUAAUUAAACGUACAAAAAGCCAGAUAUCUUGGCGCAGCGAAAAUUCCCAUGGAACUGAAUACAGUGGCCGCGUCGACACAAAUUCGUCCAAACUAGCUUCUCGCCUCUCAACUUGCACCACGACGUCUUCACGCAAUACCGAUUCUUCUGAUGACAUCGCGAAAUCUUUUGAUAACCGCAUGAGUGCCGGACUUUCUGUAAUUCUUAUCGACUUUCCGGGAACUAAGGGAGCUACUAGUAAAGCGGCGAAGAAAUGA